Lachancea thermotolerans CBS 6340 is the source of this 2235-nucleotide messenger RNA. It is a transcript of the gene EGH1, whose product is annotated as hydrolase. Gene Ontology annotation, molecular function: steryl-beta-glucosidase activity. The record is from RefSeq and is a predicted model, not a curated record. Bases 1 to 2235 code for a protein of 744 amino acids. The transcript has a single exon. Lineage: Eukaryota; Fungi; Ascomycota; Saccharomycetes; Saccharomycetales; Saccharomycetaceae. Gene Ontology annotation, biological process: ergosteryl 3-beta-D-glucoside catabolic process; carbohydrate metabolic process.
AUGCUCGACAAGAUACAUGUUUCGCCAAAUGGCGAGUUUACUGACUCAGGUGGGAAACAAAUUCAAUUGAGAGGUGUUAACUUAGAUCCUACGGUUAAGUACCCUUCAGUGCCUCACAACACAAGCCACAGCCCACUAUUCCAAUCCUUUUUCGAUGAUGCAGAGAGGGUUAGCUUUGUGAACCAUCCGAUGCACUUAAAUGAGGUUGAACAACAUAUUCAAAACUUAAAAGAUCUGGGUUACAACGCUAUACGGUAUCCAUUCACUUGGGAAUCACUGGAGCAUGGUGGCCCCGGGGUAUACGAUUAUGAAUACAUUGAUUACACUAUUAAGGUUCUGAAGAAAAUUUACGAAGUGGGUGGUAUUUAUGUCUAUCUGGAUCCUCAUCAAGACGUGUGGUCUCGCUUCACGGGUGGCUCUGGUGCUCCUUUGUGGACGCUUUACUGCGCAGGCUUUAAGCCACAAAAUUUUGGGGAAACCGAAGCGGCAAUUCUCCAAAAUACAUAUAUUGAUCCUGAUUCAAAAGAAGAAAAGAGGCCCUAUCCUAAGAUGCUGUGGCCCACCAAUUACUAUAGGCUAGCCGCUCAAACUAUGCUUACCUUGUUUUUUGGUGGCCGAGAAUUUGCUCCUAAAUGCAUAAUUAAUGGCCAAAAUAUACAGAAUUACCUUCAAGAGAAAUUUAUAAACGCGGUUAUGACACUUUAUUCUCAAAUAAUUGAAAAAGCUCCCGAACUUUUUGCUGGUAAUUGCGUCAUCGGACUAGAGACCAUGAAUGAACCUAGCACUGGAUAUUUUACAGAUUUUGAUCUGUCUCAAAUCCCAAAGGAUCGAAAGCUUAGGAAAGGGACCACACCGACGGCAUUCCAAUCAUUCCAACUUGGAGAAGGCAUGGCUGUGACAGUUGACGUUUACGACAUUUCUGUUAUAGGGCCGAGAAAAACAGGUACUACUCGAAUCGAUCCCAAUGGUCGAUCAGCUUGGCUUUCUAAAUUUGAAAGAGAUAAAAUUGAUGACCUCUAUAACUGGGAAAGAAGCGACAAGUGGGAAGCAGGAGUGUGCAUUUGGAGGCUACACGAAGUGUGGAAAAAGGAACCAAAAGACCAGCCAAUUUUGAAGAAGCCAAAAUUCUUUGCUAAUGAUCCUUCUUCGGGUGCUACCAUCGACAUGCGUUUUUUUAUUAACAACUUGUUUCUAAAUUUUUACCAGCGCUACCGUGAGAGGUUUAGGGAUAUUGAUAAAGAAUCUUUCUUGUUUCUGCAGCCCCCAACACUGCAGCAACCUCCAGAGAUAAAGAACACAGCCUUGAUUGAUGACAAGACAGUAUAUGCCUGCCACUUCUAUGAUGGCAUGUCACUCAUGUUUAAAUCCUGGAAUCGAAUUUACAACGUUGAUACAUUGGGGAUUUUGAGGGGCAGAUACAAAAACCCGAUAUUCAGCUUAGUGCUAGGAGAAGCAAACAUCCGUAAGUGCUUGAGAAGGCAACUUGCAGAAAUGAAGCAAGAAGGGAAGGACUUUUUGGGACAACGUGUUCCUGUCUUUUUUACUGAAAUCGGCAUGCCAUUUGACAUGGAUGACAAGAAGGCCUACAAAAAUGGAGAUUUUAGUUCUCAACUUGCAGCAAUGGACGCCUUAGGGUAUGCUUUAGAAGGCAGCAACCUUUCUUUUAGUCUCUGGUGCUACUGCACCGAGAAUUCCCACAAGUGGGGGGAUUCCUGGAAUAAUGAAGAUUUCUCGAUCUGGAGCAAGGAUGAUGUGUCAGGCAAUCAAGCGGCUACCCAGUUUGAUGUCAAGCUACAGAAUGACUCUGAUGUCGUAUCUUCCUUCUCUACAAUUCCGCAUGGACAUAUAAGUGAAGUUUCACUGGAAGAGAAAAAAUCGGCCCCGUUUCUUAAUGGGAUCCGAGCACUACAUGCCAUUCUUCGUCCAUACCCACUCAAAGUGUCUGGUCAAUUCAAAAAUGCAGAGUUUGACUUAACAGGAAAAGAAUAUAAACUUAUGAUUGAUUCAAAUGUUGAGGACAGUGGUUCUAACCAUACUUUAAUUUACCUCCCAAAAAUCCAUUUUCCAAUGGGCCAAACCUCUAUCAAGACGACAUCUGGAACAUUUUUGUAUGACCCCGACAAACAAAUUCUGAGAUGGUCACAUGAAACUGGUAUCCAGACCAUAACGCUUAACAAAGUCUCUGAGAGCUCAGAACCUGCAAGUGGAGAUCCAGAGGGAUGCAAAGUCAUGUAA